Molecule: messenger RNA, 1692 nt
Organism: Cercopithifilaria johnstoni
Lineage: Eukaryota; Metazoa; Nematoda; Chromadorea; Rhabditida; Onchocercidae
Source: the annotation of a GenBank genome assembly
AUGAUUAAAUGGAUAAUAUUUAAUAUACUGCUAUUGAUUGCUACGGUUUCCGCUGAUAGUUUCUCAUCCCUUGCAUCAUUAAAGGAAUUAAUUGGAGCUGAGAGGGAUAUUCCGGUAAUGAUUAAUGGCUACGUGAAAAAAGAAUUAGAAAGACUUGAUUAUCUAAAAAAGUUUGCUGAAGAAGUACAAGAACAUAAUAAUAAAGCUAUACAGGAUGGUGCAGAAGCAAUAAAACAUCCGAUCAAUGCCUUUUUGUUAAUUAAAGAAAUGACAAUGGAUUGGAACAAAGUAAUAAAAAUUAUGCGAUCCAAUUCUGCCGAUGAUUUCAUCCGCAAUUUAACUCGUCAACGGAUUGAUAAGCGUAUCAAUUAUCCGACAGAAGUAGAUCUGGCAGGCGUAGUAAAUGGUCUAUUACGUUUACAAGAUACAUAUCAAAUGGAUACCAAAGAUAUUGCUGAAGGAAAAAUUUUAAAUUCUAAGAUGCGAACAGUUGCUUUGACUGCUGAAGAUUGUUUUGAAAUUGGUCGUGCAGCAUACAAUGAACAUGACUAUUAUCAUACCAUUCUAUGGAUGCAAGAAGCGCAGAAACGUGUUCAGAAUGAGACUAAGCCAACGGUGGAUUCCAAUGAUAUUCUUGAAUACUUGGCCUACUCACUCUACAAACAGGGUAAUCUGAAACGAGCCUUAUUACUUACGGAUGAAUUAUAUCGCAGAAAUCCGGACCAUCCACGAGCCAGAAAUAACGUGAGAUGGUAUGAAGAUUUACUGGAAUAUGAGGGAGUUCGACCUAUUGAUAUGCGACGAAAAGUUCCACUGAUAAAUAAUCCACGUGAUAAAAAUGCGGUGGACAGCUACGUAUUCCGUACAUACGAAGCAUUAUGUCGACAUGAAAUACCCAUCGAUAUUAAGAUACAAUCGCGAUUUUAUUGCUACUAUAAAAUGGAUCAUCCAUAUUUACGUUUGGCACCGUUUAAAGUAGAAAUUGUUCAUCAAAACCCGUUAGCUGUACUGUUUCAUGACAUUAUAUCGGAUGAGGAAUCACAAAUUAUCGAAACACUUGCAAUACCUAAGUUACAUCGAGCUACAAUUCAUAAUGCUGCAACUGAAAACCUUGAGACAGCUUCCUAUCGUAUUAGCAAAAGUAGUUGGUUGAAAUCAUCAGAACAUGAAGUUGUUGAACGCAUCGAUAAACGUCUUGGUUUGGCAACAAAUCUCUAUGUAGAAAGUGCAGAGGAACUUCAGGUGCAGAAUUAUGGAAUCGGUGGACAUUAUGAACCUCAUUUAGAUUGUUCAAAGAUAAGUGCUAUUUUCUGCAAAUUGGGAACUGGAAAUCGAAUUGCCACAGCUUUGAUUUAUAUGAGUGAACCGGAAAUCGGUGGUAGAACAGUAUUUAUCGAUACGAGAAGAUCAGUUCCAUGCACUAAGAAUGCAGCACUGUUUUGGUAUAAUUUGAUGCGUAGCGGUGCAGUAGAUAUGCGCUCUUUACAUGCUGCAUGUCCGGUAUUAACUGGGAUCAAAUGGACAGCGAAUAAAUGGUUUCACGAAAAAGGACAAGAAUGGCGUCGACCAUGUGGUUUGCAUAAAUCAGAUCAGGAGCGAUACGUUGGUGAUUUAGGAGCUCCUGAGCCGAAAUAUCACUUGAAUAUCCGAUCAAAAGCUAAAAAGUCGAAGAGAAUGAGCAAAAAACGAUAA